AGUGAAACAGAUGGCGCGCUAGGCUCUUAGUAUGAAAUAGCACCAUCGAUGGCGCAAUUGAUCUAACCUAUCAAAGCAUUAUCCAUUAGUGUGUUUGCAAGUUAUAGUAUCGUUAGAGGAAUAGGGAUGUUGGAACCAAUUUUAGUAGAAGACUGUACAUAUACGAAACUGGUUCCAUCAUUGGAAAGAGUAUUAAACGAUUUGAACGAAAAUUCUACUCAUCAUGAUUAUAUGGUUGCUUUGGUAAUAGUAUUACUAGCAGAGGCUGGUUUUUACUUGUCACCGACAAAUAAUAAUUAUUCACGUCCAAAACUAAAAUCUCUCCAUGUACCAAAAGAUUGGAAAUCACAAGAAACGGGAGUGUAUGAGAUGUAUUUUCAGCCAGAAACUGUACCUGAUAUAAAAUGCAAACUAGUUGCAUUCCCUCUAGGAGAUACGUUGAUUAUAAACUUUUUCCCUCUCAUAGAUGGAAAAAUUACUUAUACAAUAACUGUACAAACUCUGAAGUAUGUUAAUCCUUAUUCUAGUGAUCUUUAUGGAAGAUAUAUGAGACUCAAAGAGAUAUCUUACAGGUUUAAGGACAAAUUGUCAACACCAGUGCGUUCAGAUAUAUUGCACAAAGCUGGUGUGAUGGGUCCUAGUCUUCAAGCUUUUCCAACUGAGUUAAAACUCAGAAUUUUAAGAUUGCUAGAUGUCUGUAGUUUAAAAAGAAUGGCACAAUGUUGUACAGAAUUUCAUGAACUCUGUUCAGAUGCCCAAUUAAGGACACAUAAUGCUACAUAAUACUCGAGCAUGUCGGGUAUGAAAUUGAUAAUGUAUCAUGAUGGUGCAAAAUAUUUUAAUUUCUUAUCUCUUUUUCGUAUUUUAAUUUAUUUUAUUUGUUUCGUAUCUAUUAUCAUAUUUGACUACUUAUCGUAUUUUGUAAAAUAUAUUUGUAAAAAAUUUAUAUUGUUAUAAAUAUAUAAAAAUGACACUGCG
Messenger RNA from Frieseomelitta varia, 978 nucleotides. Its product is annotated as F-box only protein 7-like. The record is from RefSeq and is a predicted model, not a curated record. Lineage: Eukaryota; Metazoa; Arthropoda; Insecta; Hymenoptera; Apidae. Gene Ontology annotation, biological process: positive regulation of autophagy of mitochondrion; autophagy of mitochondrion. Gene Ontology annotation, molecular function: protein kinase binding. Bases 127 to 783 code for a protein of 218 amino acids. The transcript has 3 exons.